AAACGGACGGGACUGUUUGUUCUGGAUUUGGGGCGAGGAAGGUCUGCUGACUGACAGCCACAUAAAGAAGGUGUGACCCCACCCCCCUGUGUCGUGGUCUCCUUGCCCCCUCCCCCCCGCCCCCCCCCCACACACACACACACACACACACAGCUGAUAACCUCCACCAGAAAAAACACCACCACAUCAGCUGAGAUAUGAUCACACAUCUGGAUUAACACAGCUGCACAGCUACAAACAUAGAGUCGAGUGUGUCCUGUAAUGGCCUGAGGGGCCCCCCCCCCGGUCUGCUCAAAGCUCCGUCACUGAACCCCCACCCCGCCAUGGGAGACGGUCUGGAGGCCGGCAGCAGCCAGAACCCUCCUUCCGCCCCCCCGCCCCUCGCCUUCAACCCGCCUGCCCCCGAAACAUGGAACCCCGUCAGACCCAAGAGACAGACCAACCAGCUGCAGUUCCUGCUUAAAGAGGUGUUGAAGACUUUGUGGAAACAUCACUUUGCAUGGCCCUUCCAGGCUCCUGUAGAUGCCAUCAAGCUCGGCUUACCUGACUACUACAAGAUCAUCAAGAUCCCGAUGGACAUGGGAACCAUAAAGAAGCGUCUGGAGAGCCACUACUACUGGAACGCUCAGGACUGCAUUCAGGACUUCAACACCAUGUUCACCAACUGCUACAUCUACAACAAGCCUGGCGAUGACAUCGUGCUGAUGGCGGAGGCUCUGGAGAAAGUUUUCCUGCACAAGAUCACAGAGAUGCCGCAGGAGGAGAAGGAGAUCGCCGUGGUAACAAAGGGACGCCGGGGGGGCCGCCGGGAGCCAGGUGUGAUCUCCAAGUCCGACUCGGGCCAGGACUCCUCCUCCCCCUCCACCACCCCCCACACUCGGGGCUUCUCCUCCCCCCCCACCACACCUCACACUCGUGCAGUGCCCACCCCUCAGGGCCCCCCCGCCCAGCCUCUCCUCCUUCCCCCUCAGCUCCCUCGUGUUCCCCCCACCCCCACCUCCCACCUGGGACCCUCCUUCCCCCUGUCCUCACCUGAGGUCCUCACCCAGGGACUCACCUCCGUUCCCCCACCAGCCCCGAGUCACCCCGGCCUCCCCCCCAUGCUGCAGAACUGCCCCGCUCUCAUCAAGCAGAGGAAGAGUCAGAAGAGGAAAGCCGACACCACGACUCCCACCGCCAACGACCAGCUCAGCGAAUCCUCGCCCCUCUCCGCCGACUCUCGGCCGCGGCGGGACAGCAUCCGCCCGUCCAAGACGCCCAAGAAGGAGGCGUCUCAGCCGGACUCCCAGCAUCACCCGGGGGGGGUUGAGGCGGCGUUGGGAGGGGGCGCCUCUCAGAGCCGGCAGGAGCAGCUGAGGUCCUGCAACCGAGUCCUCAAGGAGCUGCUGUCCAAAAAACACAUCGGCUACGCCUGGCCCUUCUACAAGCCCGUCGACGCCAGGGCCCUGGGGCUGCACGACUACCACGACAUCAUCAAGCACCCCAUGGACCUCAGCACGGUCAAGAAAAAGCUGGACGGCCGGCAGUACCGAGAUGCUCAGGAGUUCGCUGCUGACGUCCGACUGAUGUUCUCGAACUGCUACAAGUACAACCCCCCCGACCAUGACGUGGUCAACAUGGCACGGAAACUACAGGACGUGUUUGAGAUGCGCUUUGCCAAGAUGCCGGACGAGCCCGAGGAUCGGACCCCCACUCCCACCCCGUCCUCCGCCCUGCACCCUGCCCCCUCCAUGCGACAAGCCCCGCCUCCUCCCGCCAUCUCCGAGGAUGACAGCUCCAGCUCCAGCUCAUCCUCCUCUGAGUCGUCGGGCGGAGACUCGGAUCACGAGCGGCAGCACCGAUUGGUCGAGUUACAGGAACAGCUGAAGGCGGUGCACGAGCAGCUGGCCGCCCUCUCGCAGCCCCCCCCCAAACCCAAGAAGAAGGAGAAGGAGAAAGAGAAGAAGAAGGAGAAGGAGAAGAAGCACAAGAAGAAGAUGGAGGAGCCGCUGGAGCCCCCACCGUCCAUGAUGAUUCAGACGUCCAAGAAAAACAAGAGCAGCAAGGAUCCCAUUGUUCUGAAGAAGGAGCGCAAAAAACCCGGGAAGAAGGAAGGAGUUAAAAACAGUCGCCCGGUCAUGGCCCCACAGCCGGGGCCGACGCCGCUCGUCCCCUCAGCCGCUCUGGAAGCAGAGGAUGAACUGGAUGUGUUCGGGGCGGUCCCGUCGGAGAGGGGAAAGCCAAUGUCGUAUGAGGAGAAGCGGCAGCUGAGUCUGGAUAUCAACAAGCUGCCCGGAGACAAACUGGGCCGAGUGGUCCACAUCAUCCAGACCCGCGAGCCGUCGCUGAAGAACUCCAACCCCGACGAGAUCGAGAUCGACUUCGAGACGCUGAAGCCAUCCACGCUGCGGGAGCUGGAGAAGUACGUGUGCAGCUGCCUGAAGAAGAAGAAGAAGACAUCAGUAGAGAAGCCUCUGGAUAAUGUGACGAAGAUGAAGACGGGGUCCUCGUCUUCUGGCAGCAGCAGCUCCUCCGACAGUGAAGACUCUGACAUUGGGCUGGUUCCCAAGAGGAAGCUCUCCACUAGCAAAGACCUGAAGAGGCUGCACCCCCCCCUCCAUCUCAGCACCGCCGCCCCCCAGCCUCAGGUGGUUCAGCCCAAGCCCCCCCCGGUGGUCACGGCUCUGGACGCCUCUCAGCUGAUUGGCGCAGGGUUCGAUCCUCUGGCCCAGUUCAUGAACCCUCGACUGACUCAGCACAACGCUGAGCCCCCCCCCACCGUCUCUGCUGCUGCUGUUCCCCUCCCUGCCGGGGCCGGCCUCCUCAGCACACCCACCGUACCGACGCCCGCCGAGACUCACCUGUUCCUGAACCAACAUCCCAUCAUACCCUCCCCAGCGCUCCACAACGCCCUCCCCCAGCAGCCGUCCCGACCGAGCCACCGGGCGGCGCCGCUCCCCCCCAAACCCCCCCAGCCUCCCCCAUCCUCGCUCCCUCCCCCCUCGCCUCUGCUCCAGCCACCCCUCCGACCCCGCCCCCCGUCGCCCCCGUCCCACGGCAUCCUGGGAACUCUCUCGGCACAGCCCCCCCAGGCACUGUUGGAGGACGACGAGGAGCCUCCGCCCACAGAAUCCCUCACCCCCACCCCGCUGAGUCAGGUGCAAAGCUUCCUGCAAUCGCUGCAGCCUCGCCCUCCCGCCCCGCAGCUGCACCCCUCUGCGCAACUGAUGCAUGCGCAGGCCGUGUCCGUAGCCCCCCCCCUCACUCAGAGACAAGUGCACAUGCGGCAGCCCCCACCUCACCUGCACACGCCCACGUCGCACCAGAAGGUGGGGAGCGCCCUGCAGCAGAAGGUGCAGCAGAUGCAGCAACUGAUGCAGCAGCCGUCGCCGAGGGGGAAGAACCCCGAGAGCUUCUCCACAGGUAUCCUGCGUGAGAGCCCCUCCCCUCUGAUGAUGAACUCUCCUCAGAUGCCUCAGUUUCUCCCAAUGGGACAGCAGUCGCCGCCUCAGACCAAGAAACACGAGCAGAGGUCCAACAUGCUGCCGGUGAAGGAGGAGAAACCCUCCCUGUCUCCAGUUCUCCCCCCGGCCCCGUUCAGCCCCGCCAUGCGUCAGGACUCCCACAAACACAGGUUAGACAUGAAGCCAUUGGACGGUUCUCGCCUUCCUCCUCGCCUCCCUGACUCCCCCGCCCCCCCCUGCUCUCAGCAAGACAUCAAGAUCAAGCAGGAGCCCAAGACUCCCAUCGCUCCCAAAAAGACUCAGGAGGUGAAGCUGAAAAACAUGGGGUCCUGGGCCAGCCUGGCUCAGAGGCCUCAGUCCACUCCAGCCUCAUCGGUCCGAUCCUCCUCCGACAGCUUCGAGCAGUUCAGACGGGCGGCCCGAGAGAAGGAGGAGAGAGAGCGGCAGCUGAAGGCCGAGCAGGCGCGACGGGAGGGGAAACUACGAAGCCGAGACGAUGACGACCCGGUGGAGCCGACCCGGCGAGUGCAGGAGGAAGCUCGCCGGCGCCCGGAGCAACAGUCGCCGCUGGCGCCCACACCGCCAGCCUCCACGCCCCCCACCCACUCCCCGCAGGCCCCGCCCCCACAGCAGCAGGCCCCGCCCCCUCCCCCCCCUGCUGCGAUCGACCAGCGGGAGAUGGCCCGCCGCCGAGAGCAGGAGCGGCGCCACAGAGAGGCGAUGGCCGACACCAUCGAUAUAAACUUCCAGAGCGACCUGAUGGCGAUCUUUGAGGAGAAUCUGUUCUGAGAGGACACACACACACACACACACACACACACACACACACACACACACACCUCUCUCAGUGGUUGAACAGCUGGCUGGUGUCAUGUGACGAGAGCGGGGGGUUUGGUGUUUACGGGACAUAAUGAUAUCUGAGGAAUAAAAGCUUUUACACUUUAGAGAAAAAGGAAACGACGACGAAGAGGAGUUAAUUUAAUCAAUGAAUAAUCUGUGAAGUGUGAGGGAGAGGAGGAUGUCUUUUAUUGACCUGGGUGUGUUUCCUCACACACACACACACACACACUUUUCUAAGACUCACUUCCUGCUAAUGGUCUCUGAUUGGAGCAGCGCGGAGAGCCUGUAGACCCUACAAAUUAUACAUAUUAUAUAUAUAAAUAGAAACAUGAAUAUAUAUUAUAUACGACGAACCGUCACCAUCGCGAGAGGAGGUGGGGGGGGGGGUCUCUGAGCUUGAUUUUGUAGAGAUUUACUGUAAAGAACUUUUUUAUGCUGAUGGAGAGGAUGCUUGGUGUCUGUUUCUCUCUAUGCCAAAUCCCCUCUGAGUGCUGACCGUUCACGUUUUCUACAUUUAAAGCAUCUUCUUUUCACUUUAUAUUAAAGGGUUUUAUUGCUAUUUAAUUUCCUCCCCUUUUUAAAGCUGGUCUGAGGAAGCGGCCGAGUUUCUGCUGCGCUUUUAUUGUGAUGUUUCCUCUGUAUUAUAGCUUCCUGUUUGUCUUCCCGUCUUCUAGUUUUAUUUUGAAAUGUUUUGGGAUGUCGUGUGCCAUCGUGUUUCCUGUAGUUUUCAAAUCCUAUAUAAUCCAUAUUUUUAUUUUUGAUGUUAUACCCCCCCCCCCCCCGUUUUGAUUUCCUUCCUCUUCCCUGCGUCUGAUGGAUUCAUCUUGUUCACAUUAUGGAGUACAACACCUUUUUUUAAGAAAAGUAUUAAAAUAAUAUUUAAAAACUA
Messenger RNA from Eleginops maclovinus (Patagonian blennie), 5172 nucleotides. RefSeq names its product bromodomain-containing protein 4-like. Gene Ontology annotation, cellular component: nucleus; chromatin. NCBI's taxonomy places the organism in Eukaryota, Metazoa, Chordata, Actinopteri, Perciformes, Eleginopidae. The record is from RefSeq and is a predicted model, not a curated record. Gene Ontology annotation, biological process: regulation of DNA-templated transcription; chromatin remodeling.